Molecule: messenger RNA, 3932 nt
Organism: Numida meleagris (helmeted guineafowl)
Lineage: Eukaryota; Metazoa; Chordata; Aves; Galliformes; Numididae
Product: zinc finger protein 497-like
Biological process (GO): negative regulation of transcription by RNA polymerase II
Molecular function (GO): DNA-binding transcription repressor activity, RNA polymerase II-specific
Source: RefSeq, a predicted model, not a curated record
CUCAUGGGGGAGGCUUGUGCGCAUGCGCGGGGUGUGGGCGGGAUCUACGGGGAGGGGAAUGCGCAUGCGCAAAGUUCUCCAUUGAGGGCGGGGGGUGGCAAAGUGUGGGAUUGUAUAGGGAGUCUGUAUGGGUCGUAAAGGGGUUUGGGAGUUGCAAAGAAGGGAGGAUGCUGCACUUCUCUUUUUAUAGCGUGUGUGGCUCUUUUUGGAGUCAUUAAGUGUGGAAAAGGCCUGUGAGGUCAUUGUGUCCAAGUGUCACCCCGUCCCCACUCGUUAAGGUUGGAAAAGACCUCCAAAGAUCACCAAAGUCCAACCACCAAUGGGUGGAAAUGGGACCCUUUCUGCACUGGGCCUGCUCACCUCUCAGCCAACAGCUGUUUCCACGUGAAAAGCGUCAAUUAUUGCAAUGCUGGAGGAGGCCCUUGUCACAGGGAACCAAAAUUAGUGGAGAAAUGACCCAUAUUCUCCCCCAAAUCACCCUGUUCCUCUGCGAGAGGAGCAUGAGGGGUGCGGAGGGUGUAACACUGCAGUUUCUAUAGAUUUCCCCGCUUUUCUUUAAUUUUUCAUCACUAUUUCUGGUGACAUUUUCUCUGCGGAGGAAAUACUUGUGGGAGAGGCCACUUUCGGGCGGAAUUUGGGCUGAAAAACGGCGGAUUUGCGAUCUGCGGGUGAGCAGCGCCGCAGAGGGGCGGCGCCCGCUUCCAAAAUGGCGGCCCCGCGCCCGCUUCCAAAAUGGCGGCUUCGGCCUCAAGCAGCGCAUGGGGAGAAGAUGGGCCCCCCCCCCACCACGGAGCGGUUGGGGCGAGCGGAGCGAGAUGGCCGCUGCCUCCCCCGGGCUGUGAGAACGGCCUGGCUCAAGAUGGCCUCGGGAGGAUGAAGCCGCGGCGUCCAUCUUGGUUGAGGGCAGCCCAUAGGGACGAGGGAUGCGGGGGCCCCAUCAGGCCUGAAGGGGGGGAGGGGGCUAUGGAGGGGGGGGGGGGGAAGUUUUGGGGACAUUUUCAGAGCCCCCAAACCCUCAAAGGGCUCUUAAAUACAUCUGCACUGUGCUCCUGGCUGCCUGGUACACGGGGAGCUGUCCCUAAUUGACAGAAAAACCCUAUUUUCACCCCAAACACAGAUCCUUUGUAGGAUGAGCGCAGCCUCACGCCCCGGCCCCCUCCAUCCACACUCAAUAAAAUGCCCUAAAAUCCCCACCUUCAAAUUUCGGAUGUUUUGGACCCCAAAGCGGUGCUUGACAGCUUUGUUACCCGAAAGGGUUUUUUUAAUGCUGUUAUUUUACUUCCAUUUCUGCCCACACCGCCGCCAGAGGGCCAUGGCAAAGAGCGGAGCUUUUUUCCCGUUUUAAAUUCCUUCCUUCCCCCCCUCCCUCCCCCUUUUUUUUUAAUUUAACUCUUCCAUUUCCUGAGCCGCCGGAGGGGUCAGACCCCUCACGCAGCCCUCUGCCCCUUUGCGUUGCAUUUUGGGGAGAAAAAGGCGGAUUUUCUUUCCAAGAAACAAGAAAAUGGGGCACCUCCGGACAUUGCCCCCAGCACCCCGUGCACGGCAGAGCGCAGGAGGAAAAUGAGGAAAAUGGGAUGAAUUGCAAAGGGAAAAAAUAACGGGGAUCGGCAGUGUGAGCCUGAAAUCGCCCUUUUUGUCCUCAAAUCGGUAAGUCCUGCCCUAAGUCCUUUCCUAUCAGCCCUCCCUGCCCUAAAUCCUUUCCUGUCUCCCUAGCAGUCCUCCCUUCUCCAUCCCAUGCUGCCAGAAAAUCGGAAUUCAGCGCGAUCCUAAACGCUGUCCGCAGAGGAGGGUACACGGAGCAUCUCCUCCUCGUUGUGGGGCGACAUGGAGCCCUAUGUGCUGCUGGACCCACGGCAGAGAGCGCUGUACCGGGAUGUGAUGCAGGAGAGCUACGAGACACUGAUGUCCCUUGAGUUCCCCAUUUCCAAACCCAACCUGCUGUCCCAUGGGGAUGAAUCCGCAGCCCUGGAUCUCCAUGUACCCAAGGACACCCCGCAGGGAGACAACGGAGCAGCACAGGAAACCCCCCAGGAAGACCCCAAAGUGAACAAACCCCCAGACGAGGGUCGUCCGUGCAGCCCCACAAAGGGGAGGAGCGGGGAAACGCCGCACCACCGCCAAGCCCAGCCCCGCGCCGCGUGCGGCCAAUGCGGGAAGAGCUUCAGCCACAAAUCGGCGCUGGUGAAACACCAAAAAAUCCACUCCGGCGACCGCCCGCACGAGUGCCCCCACUGCGGCAAAGCCUUCAUCCAACGCUCUGACCUCACCAUCCACCAACGGGUGCACACGGGCGAGCGGCCCUACGCCUGCCCCGACUGCGGCCGGCGCUUCAGCGUCAGCUCCUCGUUGCUCACCCACCAACGCACCCACGUUCCCGGCGGGGAGAAACCCAACCGCUGCCCUCAGUGCGGCCGUAGCUUCGCCGACGCGGCGGCUCUGGAUCGGCACCGUAGGAGCCAUUUGGGUGGGAAACCCUACGAGUGCGGGGUGUGCGGGAAGGCCUUUGCGUGGAGUUCCCAUCUGGAGCGGCACCGGCGCAUCCAUACCGGAGAGAAACCCUUCCAGUGCGCCCAGUGCGGGCGGGCGUUCGCGUGGAGCUCCCACCUGGACCGCCAUAUGCGCACCCACGUGACGGUGGAGGAGGAGGAGGAAGAAGAGGAGGAGGAGGAGGAGGAGGAGGGUGGGGAGGACGAAGACCUCCCUCCUCCACCCCAAAAAUGCGCCGACUGCGGGAAGCGGCUCAACCACCAGACGGACCCAGAGCGCUUCAAGCAUAAGGGGACCCAAACAUCGCCAACUGGGGAUGAGGAUGGGCCCUCCAUCACCCCAACAUCACCAACUGGGGAUGAGGAUGGGACCUCCAUCAUCCCAGUAUUCCCAACUGUACAUGAGGAUGGGUCUUCCACCAUGCCAACGUCACCAACUGGGCAUGAGGACGGGCCCUCCAUCAUCCCAACAUCGCCAACUGGGGAUGAGGAUGGGUCUUCCACCGCCCCAAUAUUCCCAACUGAGGAUGAAGAUGGGUCUUCCAUCGCCCCAACGUCACCAGCUGGGGUGGAAGAUGGGCCCUCCGUGGCCCCGUCCCCAUGCGAACAGUGCGGCACACCCCUCGCGCAGAGCUCCGACCUCAAUCACCAGCACAUCCACCCCACCACCGAGCGGCCCCACACGUGUCCCGGUUGCAAGCGUCGCUUCCGAUGGAGCCCAGCCUUGACCAAACACCGCCGAGCCCACCCGGAACCCCACGCCGAGGAACCCGACGCCAAGCCCUACCCGUGCGGGGCGUGCGGGAAGACCUUCGGUUGGCUCUCCCAUUUGGAACGGCACCGCCGCGUCCACACCGGGGAGAAACCGUUCCGCUGCGGGGAAUGCGGGCGGGCCUUCGCCGUCAGCUCGCACCUGGAACGGCACCGCCGGGUGCACACCGGGGAGCGGCCCUACGGCUGCGGGGACUGCGGGAAGAGCUUCGCCGUCAGCUCCACGCUGCGGGCGCACCGCCGGCUCCACGCCGCCCAGCCCGCCCGGCCCCAUCAGUGCCACGAGUGCGGCAAAGGCUUCGGGACGGCGGCCAACCUGGAGCGGCACCGGCGGCUGCACCGUGGGGAGAAUCCCUUCCAGUGCGGGCUGUGCGGGAAGGGCUUCGCGUGGAGCUCCCAUUACGACCGGCACCGGCUCACCCAUACCGGAGAGAAACCCUUUUCUUGCGCCCACUGCGGGAAGCGCUUCGGGCGCAGCUCUCACCGCAACCGGCACCAACGCGCGCACGCGGAGAAGCGUCCCGGCCGCCCCCAGCCCGCGUGGGGCACGCAGCCAGCCCCACUGCGUGGGGCGAGGGGGCCCAGCCCCGCUUCCCUGCUGCCUUCCUCCCCUGCCCCACAAGAGCUGCUGCCACCCCCCAGCUCCUGAGGUAGGGGUCAGGAUUUGGGGGGCUC